GGUCAACACUGGCUUCGAACGUUUGCGAGUAAAAAAAACAUGGCGACCGUGUUAAAAAUUCUCUCAAUUUUUCUUUAUUUUGACUAGGAAAUUGUACGAAAAAUGGGCUAAACACAAUGCUACGAUGCCUGGUUAGGCUUUGGAGUGGUAAUGGAUAGAAGUGAUAAGCUAGUCGUGAGCCAUCAUCUCUCUUCUUCUCGAGUUGCAGCCAUCAACCAAACUUUACCAGGACUCGAAUCAUUCCUUCGCGAAGUCCUAGGUAAAGAAGGACUCAGUAUAGACGCCGAAGAACAGAGACAAGAAUUUAUUAAGCGUCUGGAGACUAUAUCUACUCCUCCUGCUUUACCACCGAGGCCUCCAAGACUCGCCGCAAGAGCACAAGCUUUGAACGACUCCGGAAGUAAGAUUCAAGACGAAGAAGACUUAUUUACAAACUCGCUCUACAGAAAUGACAGUAUUGAUGAUCCUGUGGCUUUUGCCUCUCACCAGAGAGAGCUUUCAAGACAUUAUACAUUUUCUAGUAGGGGAUAUGUGGGAAGAAGGGAAUUAUUUGGCGAAAACAGUCCACUUUAUUCACCUCAACCGCUAGUAACGCAACCAACUUUGCCCGCGCAUAGAGAUUCCAUCCAAAGCUGCAGUAGUGAUGAAAUCUAUGAACGGCUUAGCAUAGGAGAAGCAUUCAAGCCAGGAGAGAGCACAAGCGAUGUCUCAGAAAGAGAAAUCAGUGCAGUUAGUAACCCUGUUCCUAGCAUUGGACAGAGAGGGGGUACAGGGAGAGGAUCUGGAGGAAAGGGAAAAAUUACAACAGGAUGGUUUAAAAAAGAAACAAAGCCUCAAGCAGAAGUACAUCUGUCAGACAUCCAGGACCCCAUCAUCCAGGGCUACCUCAGAGAUGUGAAGAGUAACAAGAGAAGAUGGUGUGUGUUGAAGGACGAGAAGCUUUAUAUUUUCAAGUCCAGAGAUGAACCUACAAAUCAAAUUAUUGACCUGCCAAACUGUGAUAUUGGAGUGGAUGAUAAGAAAAAGAUCAGUUAUUCAUUCAGAUUACAACAGACAGGUGCACCUUUAGUCCAACUUGCCAUUGAAGCAGGACAUGACUUAUCUCCAUGGAUGAGCGCUAUCAUGGCUGCUGCAGUACGGCGCGGUAAAACCUACAGACCAACUAGUCCACUUGAAAAUACUUGUUCUCUUGAAGAAGCUCAAGGAAAGGCCCGAUCUCCGUAUGGGUACAUGAGGAUUGAUAUUAGACAGGAGGAACAAGAGGACGGGGCCAGCAGAAGCAGCACUUAUGAAGUGCCUUUAGAACUUCUGCCUGAAAUGAUGUCAUCUUAUGGUCAUCAACUGUCUACGAGCACACCAACCAGUACCUGUCCAGACACUGAAAAGCUUGAGCCAUAUAACCCUCCGCUGCCACCAGUACCAAUCAACUCAGACUCCUCCUCGGAGUCUAGCUCAGAGGAUGAAGAAGACUAUGAAGAUGGUAGAGCUCGGAAUAAGCCUAGCAAAGGAAGGAAAACUAGUAGAGCCAAUGUUCUUGACAAAGAUAUUAAAAUCACAGAUUCUAAGGCGGAAGGUGAUGAAAAUAGACGGUCAUUCCAUGACGAUUCCCAUGGAACAGACAGCCCAAGCGAUCAAAGCAUCAAUCGGCUGAGCUUUGGGGAGGCAAUAGCUAGUGACGAGGCAUCGGAGCCAAGGGGAGAGAGAACAGGAAGCAUACAGAGGAAAAGAAGUUCAACUGUUUUAAGCAGUGUUAGCGUUGAAUCAACUGGUUCUUACCUAGAUCUGGCUCAGAAGGAACAGCAUCCACCAAGAAAAUCUACCCUGACGACUGGCCCUCGAAUGAAGAGAAGACGGAAGCAAACUGCUGCAGAUACCGAGUCCAAGUUUCUCCAAGAUCCUAAUGCUUUUCAUAGUGGUAUCUUAUUCCAGAAGAGACCCCUUGGUGUUUGGUCCAAACGAUACUGUAAACUUAUCGCAGAUAAACUAAUGUGCUACAGACAUGCAGAUGAUGAAAAGCCUUCCCUAAUAAUCAGCCUCAAGGAGCAAGACGUCUGUCUGACUGACAGCAAAGAAUCCAAAAAGGCUUAUGCAUUCAAGGUUGGACGACCCGGCCAAGAAACAUACUACUUUGGUACCGACUCGAGAGUGUCUGUUGAGAGGUGGAUUGAACUCCUUUCCCUGGCGGCAACCGGAAGACAAGACAUCAUGGCACCUUAUCCCCCGUACUUUAAGUCAGGUUCGGGUGAUGAGAUCGAGAGGUCCAAGUCGCAGGAGUCACUGAGCCUUAGCGAGGAUAUCGACAGUGGUGAUACCCUAGACUUUAUUGACAGUAGCUCUACCCAGACCUCCAGCCGUGAUGGGUACCCGUACGACGACAUCGGUAGCUUUGCUGCAGACGAGCUGGAUGAAGAUUUAUCUAGUGAUGCAAGGGAAGACCAUACACCACAUCCCAAGAACCGCAAUCAUCGUGUCAAGUCUCCUAAUCGCAGAUCCCCAAGACAUCACACCGGUAAGGGUGGAGUAAGGGAACGGGCGAUGAAAAGAAAGAAAGAAAAACAAAAAGGAACAGGUCCAGGGUCUCCGACUAGUCCUCCCCAGAGCGGAAUUUUUAGUGAUUCUGGCGCAGAAAACAGACCAGAAGGAAAUGAUGAGACUGGCCAAGCUACAGCUGCAGAAAACAGGGCAUCAGCUGUGGAUUCUAAGAAAGAUAAAAAAGGAUGGGCAGAAUCGUUAAAACUGAAACAAGCACGGUUCAGUCGUGGGCACAGCUUUUCUGCCAUCAUCACAGGUACCACGGGUACCCCUGCUAGCGAGGUGUCCAAGACAAGACUCCAGGCGAUCAAGAAAACGAACAUUCAGUCCUACACUCACUUGCUCUCCCUCUUCGACAAGGAGGGCAGAUUUAGUGGAUUCUUAACUGAAGUCAAAGUCUCGAAGUAUAGCACAACCCAGCUUCGAAGGUGGUGUGUCGUGAAAAACGGUGCGUUGAAUCUUUAUAACAAACAAACCGAAGAGGCGGCACCAGCAGUUAAGCUAAACCUUGCUGAAAUGUGGCUCACUGACUCUAAAGAUGAAGCCAAGCAUAAGUACUCGUUUGAUCUACACGACAAGGAUGGAAAAACCUAUACAUUUCAAGUCGCGUCUAAAGAGGAGUUUGACAAAUGGUAUGGAAUACUGAAGGUAUUUACGGAGAUCCGUAUUGAGAGGCCAGUACAAACGUCUACGACAGACGACACGGAAAAAGUUCCUACUCAGGACCGUGAAGUUGGACCACAAAAAGGUGACCGCCCAGUAUCUAGAGGUAAAGACGACGGAACGUCCGUCAAUACAUUCGUUAAAAGACCAUCAAUCCGCAUGAAAUUCUCCCAGAAGGUCAGCGUGAUGGAUUUAUUUAAACGUUCACACACCUCUUACGACUUCGAGAAUCCCGUCCCAGGGGAUAUCAUCCCAACGGAAGACAUCAAGUGUAUUAAUUAUACCGGCGGGCAAUUAACAGAAGUAUGCGUCACUGAGGAUCAUUAUACUUGGAGUAGGGCCCGGUGGUGCACGAUAAAGGACUCUGAGUUAUUAAUAUUCGCGGACAAUGUUGGCGGUGACCCCGUCAAGAGAAUACCCUUAUAUAACGUAAGAAUUGAAGAAGCCUGCGAACCUGAUAAAGAAGUCUAUCGGUUUAAAAUCCACAAGUCGAACGAUACUUUAAUCUUCGUCGCGAAAGACAAACUAGACUGCGAGCGCUGGGUCAAUCAGCUGAGAUCCGCCUCCUCGAUGUAUGGCAAAGACGAUCACGAGAACUCGAAGUGUAGGAUCCCGUCUCCUCGCGUCUUCUCGCACAGGAGAACCCGCAGCGAGACGCUACCGCAGAUGCUAAGCGGUGCCCCUUCGCCAGGGGUAUCGUCCUCCGCAUCAUCACCAGAGAAACGGUUAUCUUACGGAAGCGCUUCAGUAUCAACUGGGUCUGAAGAUUCCACAGAUACUCUAAUGAAUGGCCAUCUUAAUGAAGUCAUCCCCAACAAAAAGGGCAAAAAUACUGAUAGCAAAUUAACGUGGUGUGUGGUUACGAGCGAGUUUUUCUUCCAGUAUGAUUCCGAAGAUGUUACGAAUCCGAGCCGAAAGUGGAAGCUGACAGAAGUCAACGCGAAGGAGGAAAAUAAGGACACUUUGCCGAACUCUUUUGGCUUCUCCUUACAAUGCGGAGAAGAAACAGUGUCCUAUCGUCACGAGAACCAAGAGGUGAUAACACAAUGGUUAAGCGUGCUAUACCGGUAUUGCAAACCUGCGGACGAUGAUAUAUCUCCAGUGUUACCGAGAAAGGACUCGGGGCGUUACAAAGCAAAAAGCCAGGAUAAUAUAAAAACAGAAUUCCCCGAUCCAGAAAAACGAUUUUUAAGGAAAACAUUAAGUGAAGGUAAAGCAAGCGGAAAGAAACUGUUACGCAAAAUAUCGGAAGAUAACCUUCUUCAUAAAUACCGACGUGCAGAAGUCUUUAAGGUCCCUUGGAAAGGAAGCCUGGAUAGGUUGAAUGUUAGGCAUCGUGAUCACAUGGAACCAUCCGUUAGCGCACGUGAUCUUGAGCGCAGAUUCUCCUGUGGAAGUCUAUUCGACAGUGAGGGGAAGUACUCUGGUUAUCUCGUAGAACUUGUUACAAGACCGUUAUGUCGUAGCGAGGUGCGACGUUGGUGCGUGGUCCGCGAUGAUUGUUUUUUCGUUUACGAACAACCUCGAGUAGAAACACCCAGAAAAAUCAUCCAACUGAAACAUGUUGAACUCAUUAACGAGGGAAAGAUGAACGAGAAUAAGUUUGUCUUCAGGCUUGACUACGGUGCUGAUGAGUCAGCGGUAUUCAAAGCCAUGAGUAGAACUGAUUUUGAGAAGUGGAUUACAGCGAUCACCGUCAAGCUGGCUGUUUUGAAAUCUAGAAUUCAACGGCAAGAACAAAGAAAGGGGUUUGUUAUCGAUGAGGAUGAAGAGUUCGACUCCACAGAGCCCACGCCUUCAACCACUAACGACACCCUUGUGCCAACCAACGAGACAUUCACUGAAAAGCAUCCUUCAGAGGAUACCCAAUACCUCAAAGCACACCCUCGUACGCACUCUGAAGUAUCCAACGAUAGUGUCUUCAUACGAGAGCAAGUGACGCCCACCAAUAUUACAACUGACGAAACAAACAAAGUCGAGUAUAAAGAAGGUGAAACUCAUUCCAUCAUACAAGACACUGAUGAUGUUGUGACUAUACAAAAAGAAAAACCUGAUAAGGAAGUAUCGGAGAUAUUAGAAAACUUAGAGAAAGUAACGCUAAGCGAGUCACUGCGUGACGUUCCGACAGACGAUGACGUCAUCAAUCUUGGCUCACUAAAAAUUCCUUGGUCAGCGGUCAUAGCGGAAGAGGAAGAGAAAGAUAAAGGAAAAGAUAAAUUUGAGACGGAGCCUAUCUAUCAGAAUUAUACAGAAAUAGGUGUAGUGGAACCUAUAUACCAAAAUAGGCUGGAGGUUAUAUCUGAGGGAAGCACAGGGACGCUUUCACAACUGGAAAUUGAACAAAUUGAUCUCAAUUCCCACGAGGGAAGAAUGAACUACCGAAAAUUCAAAGAAGGAUUUUUAGCGAACCCAGAAGAAAGCAUGUUUGUAGACAUGUUACCUAAAAGGCAUUCCGACUACGACUUGGGACCGCUUUAUGACAACCUUCAUUUUCUUCAGAACCAAGAGCCUCAGGGAAAGCCCCUGUGGUCAGUGCGUCCCUCUAAAGACCACGACGAAGUGUUUGUUCCUAGUGGUCCGCAUACCUCCUUAAAAUCACCAAAAGAAUUCGGCGCCACAGAUCGCCGGAGCAUGGCCAGUGACUAUUCUGGCAUCGUUGGAGAAUCGUUACUAGAAGAGGCCGGUAGUUUCAGUGGUAAUACUACUAGAAGCGGGACAUUGUCGAGUCAGAGUGGUGUUGACCCGCGGGAUCUACAGUCAAUGGACUCGGCGUUUGAUAAAGAACUUUUAGAAGAUAUUUUGGGGCUUAAUGUAACUAGCGAAGAAGCUGCCGAGAUUUCCGAAUAUUGCGCGAAAUGUGAUGAAGAACGAGACUCCUUACAGUCAAUCGAUACUCGUUCGGACACGCUGACGGAUCGGCAGUCGAAAUCGGACGUUUUCUUUGAUGCCGCGAGCGACUUUGAAAACGGAGAUCCAACCACUGAUUCGAAAAAUAGAACUUCUGCGCAUGAUCAAGUGCACGAUCAAGCGCAUGCGAAUUUGGGCCGCGACUUGCGCUCUUCUAGUGGUGCUAGCAUCCAUGACACAUAUUUCGGUCGGUCGAGCUCCGACGAAGAAGACGAAGUUUACGAGGAUAGCAGUCAGGGAUUCCUUACGGCUGAGUCCAGCCCCUGUCACAAGCCUUUAUCUGCUGCUAUUAACUUAAAUCUUAAUGAAGAACCAGAAUCGCGCGAUAAGUUAACAGCAGGUUUUGUGAAUAACCUGGACAGACGCUCCCGUGGRGAGUCCUCUGAGGACGACACUAUCAAUACCUACUUUGGACGAUCUAGUGUAUCAGAUUUAGAAGAUCAUAAUAUUGAAGAUAAGCCCGAUCAGUCAGACCAGUUAGCGCAGUUAAGGGAGCUUGAUGAGGCAAUUGUGUCUGUAGGAGCGGUGCUGCCUAGCAACGAUGGUGACGGGUUUCAUAGGGCACAGUCAAGUUUUGACAAUUGUCUCGAUAAUUCAAAAACUACCAACACAAAGACCCAGUCUAACAAUCAGACAACGUAUCCAGAAAUGACGAACUCAAGCGAGGCUGGUACCGACACAGACACCGUAAAUCUUAGAAAUAAAUCCGGGAUGAUUGAUAGCGACACGAGGAAAGAACUGACCAAGAGCGAAGCAGAGUUUAUUAAGGCUGUGACGGAUGCCUUCAAAGACAUCACCAAGCUUUCUAGUGAGGACGAUGGCAGCGAAGAUACGAAAUUUUAACGAGAUGUGUGGAAAUUGGUGUUCAAUCGUGAUUAAUCCUGACUUUCGUCUAUGGACAAAAUUCGUCACUGACCCCAUUACUUAUACACAUGCAUGCUCAGUCAUUCCUUUUCGUAAAAAUAACGGAAACUUAAGUCAAUAGGCAGAUUAAGAUUCCCGUUUAUCCUUCCCGCAAACGGCAAACGUGACCACGUUUUCAUCGUUUCCCAACAUUUCAUUUUACCUUUUGCAAACCUUUUCGACAAAGACAAGUAUUUUUUG
This is a messenger RNA of Actinia tenebrosa (Australian red waratah sea anemone), 7206 nucleotides long. RefSeq lists its product as uncharacterized. Gene Ontology annotation, cellular component: cytosol. Gene Ontology annotation, molecular function: SH3 domain binding. The record is from RefSeq and is a predicted model, not a curated record. Lineage: Eukaryota; Metazoa; Cnidaria; Anthozoa; Actiniaria; Actiniidae.